Miniopterus natalensis is the source of this 2615-nucleotide messenger RNA. It is a transcript of the gene HSD17B4, whose product is annotated as hydroxysteroid 17-beta dehydrogenase 4. The record is from RefSeq and is a predicted model, not a curated record. Lineage: Eukaryota; Metazoa; Chordata; Mammalia; Chiroptera; Miniopteridae. Gene Ontology annotation, molecular function: oxidoreductase activity.
CCGCCUAUGCUGCCGGUCUCCUGCCCGUCCCGCAGUCUGAGCUCGGGAGGUUCUGCUCGUGUGUGUCGUUGCCGGCCGGAUUCAUGGGAUCGCCACUGAGAUUCGACGGGCGGGUGGUUGUGGUCACCGGCGCAGGGGGAGGACUGGGCCGAGCCUAUGCUCUGGCUUUUGCAGAAAGAGGUGCAUCAGUUGUUGUGAAUGACUUAGGAGGAGACUUCAAGGGAGUUGGUAAAGGCUCCUUAGCUGCUGAUAAGGUUGUUGAAGAAAUAAGAAGGAAAGGCGGAAAAGCAGUGGCCAACUAUGAUUCAGUGGAAGCAGGAGAGAAGGUUGUGAAGACAGCUCUGGAUGCCUUUGGAAGAAUAGACAUUGUGGUUAACAAUGCUGGAAUUCUGAGGGACCGUUCCUUUAGUAGAAUAAGUGAUGAAGACUGGGAUUUAAUCCAUAGAGUUCAUUUGCGGGGCUCAUUCCAAGUGACCCGGGCAGCAUGGGAUCACAUGAAAAAACAGAAUUUUGGAAGGAUCAUUAUGACUUCAUCGGCUUCAGGAAUAUAUGGCAACUUUGGCCAGGCAAAUUAUAGUGCUGCAAAGCUGGGUCUUCUGGGCCUUGCAAAUAGUCUUGCAAUUGAAGGCCAGAAAAACAACAUUCAUUGUAACACUAUUGCCCCUACUGCUGGAUCACGGAUGACCAAGACCGUCUUGCCGGAAGAUAUCCUGGAAGCUCUGAAGCCGGAGUACGUGGCGCCCCUGGUCCUUUGGCUUUGCCAUGAGAGUUGCGAGGAAAAUGGUGGCUUGUUUGAGGUUGGAGCAGGAUGGAUUGGAAAAUUGCGCUGGGAGCGGAGCCUUGGAGCAAUUGUAAGACAGAGGAAUCAGCCGAUGACUCCUGAGGCAGUGAAAGCUAACUGGAGGAAGAUCUGUGACUUUGAAAAUGCCACCAAGCCUCAGAGAAUUCAAGAAUCAACUGGUGGUAUAAUCGAAGUUCUAAGUAAAAUAGAUUCAGAUGGAGGAGUUUCAGCAAAUCAUACCAGCCAUGCAGCAGCAAACGCCACAUCAGGAUUUGUUGAAGCUGUUGGCCAUAAACUUCCUUCAUUUUCUUCUGCUUACACGGAACUGGAAGCUAUUAUGUAUGCUCUUGGAGUGGGGGCAUCGAUCAAGGAACCGAAGGAUUUGAAAUUUAUUUAUGAAGGAAAUUCUGACUUUUCCUGUUUGCCUACCUUUGGAGUUAUUAUAGCUCAGAAAUCUAUAAUGGGUGGAGAAUUAGCAGAGAUUCCUGGGCUUUCAAUCAACUUAGCAAAGAUUCUUCAUGGGGAGCAGUACUUGGAGUUAUAUAAACCACUUCCCAGAGCAGGAAAAUUAAAAUGCGAAGCAGUUGUUGCUGAUGUCCUAGAUAAAGGAUCCGGUUUAGUAAUUCUUGUGGAUGUCUAUUCUUAUUCUGGGAAGGAACUUAUAUGUUAUAAUCAGUUCUCUAUAUUCCUUGUUGGCUCUGGAGGCAUUGGUGGAAAACGGACGUCAGACAAAGUCAAGGAAGCUGUACCCGUACCUAAUAGACGCCCUGAUGCUGUACUUACAGAUAUCACCUCACUUAAUCAGGCUGCUUUGUACCGCCUCAGUGGAGACUGGAAUCCCUUACACAUUGAUUCUAACUUUGCUAGCUUAGCAGGUUUUAACAGGCCCAUAUUACAUGGAUUAUGUACAUUUGGAUAUUCUGCCAGGCAUGUUUUACAGCAGUUUGCAGAUAAUGAUGUGUCAAGAUUCAAGGCAAUUAAGGCUCGUUUUGCAAAACCUGUAUAUCCAGGACAAACUCUACAAACUGAGAUGUGGAAGGAAGGAAAUAGAAUCCAUUUCCAAACCAAGACCCAAGAAACUGGAGACAUCGUCAUUUCAAAUGCUUAUGUGGAUCUUGUGCCAACAUCUGAUGUUUUGGCCAAGACACCUUCUGAGGGAGAGGAUCUUUCGAGUACCUUGGUAUUUGAGGAAAUAGGUCGCCGUCUUAAGGAUGUCGGGCACAAGGUGGUAAAGAAAGUAAAUGCUAUAUUUGAGUGGCAUAUCACUAAAGGUGGAAGUACUGCAGCUAAGUGGACUGUUGACCUGAAAAAUGGCUCCGGGAAAGUGUAUCGCGGCCCCGCAGAAGGCUCUGCUGAUGUUACAAUCACACUGUCAGAUGAGGAUUUCAUUGACGUGGUCCUGGGCAAGCUUGACCCUCAGAAGGCAUUCUUCAGUGGCAGGCUGAAGGCCAGAGGGAACAUCAUGCUGAGCCAGAAGCUUCAGAUGAUCUUUAAAGAAUAUGCUAACCUCUGAAGGACAUGCUUCAUUGUUAACAAAAAUAGAAGACUGUUCUCUUCACCCAGAUAUGCAACAAUGAUUCAGCAAAACUGAUCAAACCUAAGAUGCAGAGGAAAUUGCUUAACAUUUUCAGAUUUCAGAUAACUUUUCAGAUUUUCAUUUUCUACUAAUUUUUCAUGUUAUCUUUAUUUUUACAAGCAACUAUAAAAUAGCAUGUAAUUAUUCUUAUUAGAUCUUAUCUUCAUAAUAAAAAAUUUUCAUUCAAGUCUAGUCUCCAUAGAAUUGUGAUAGUGUUUAUAAGUUAAAGGAAAAUUAAAUGAGUCAAGGUCACUCUGA